GCCCCCUGAAUGCCCUGGUACGGCCGAGAGUGGGGAGAGUCCGCUCUCCCUCUCGAAAUACUCUCACACGGCCACGCGUAUACAGCCUCUGCCAGGGAAGUCCUACUCAUUGCCUUCUCGUGGCGGGGGUGUUGUUUACGAAAAUGAGAGGACGAAAAGCGAAUGUCCGGCGCUUUAACCGGAUUCCAAAUCAAUGGUGCACAUGGGCUCCAGUAUCCUGCGGGAACGAAUGGCGUAUGAACCAAUCGUUGGUCACCGGCUACCAUGGGACUGCAUCUCCUUACGAUGCUCCACUGCCUUGUGGGUUAGACCUUUAGGUCAAAGGCUCGGGGAGUGGCCCCCUAAGAUAACCACCUGCUUCGGUUUGGGCACCCGGGCAGUAUCACAGCCCACACACAAAUGAUGAACGCUUUAUGUCUAUGGAAAUUACUUUUGUCGCUUUGAAGAACAAACAAUUGAUUCAGAUUAUUAUCAUUACAAUUAUUGUCAUUAUUAAUACUAAUAUUAUUAUUACUACUAUUAUUGUCAUUAUUGUUAUUAUUAUCAUUAUUAUUAUUAUUUUCCACAUUAUUCACCCUCUUUUAUACUUAUACAGCGGCUCGUCUUUGGUGGAAUUCCGACUGUAUCUAAACGUUCUCGAGUCACUGUCCGGUUGAAAAUUGUAUGUUACCACCGAAUACGAGGACUGAAGCAGAUUUUCUGAAACCACGUGCACCAUUCAAACUGGCUGCCUUCAACGUUCGCACAUUUAUGCAGGUCGGACAACAGAUAGGGCUGGCUAUGUCUUUGGAAAGUCUUAAUAUCGACGUGUGUUGUCUAUCCGAGACCCGUAUUCAAGACUCUGGCGAAGUACUACAAAUUCGAUCUCCAUCUGUCGCUUCGAAAAGCUUGUUUUACGUGCGCUUAUCCGGGGACCCUGUGGCAUCUUCGUCUGGUCUUGCUGGCGUUGGUGUCGCACUAAGCGCUAGAGCUGAGGCAGCACUAGUCGAUUGGAUCCCCAUUAACAGUCGGUUAUGUGCUGUUAGAUUAGAAAGUUCCAUCAAAGUGAGAAGAAAUCGGCGUGAGAAACGAUGUCUUUUCGUCAUCUCCGCCUAUGCCCCGACAGAUUGCAGCCCGGAUGCAAUCAAGGAUGAGUUUUACCACCAGUUAUCAGUUCUUCUCCAGAAAGUGCGUUCGACAGAUAUUGUAGUACUAGCCGGAGACUUGAAUGCUCAGGUCGGGCGUCUAGGCACAGAAGAGAGUCGUUUAGGUGGCCGAUGGGGACUCGUUGGUCGCAGGUCAGAUAACGGGGACGGGGACCGUCUACUGCAACUUUGCACAAACUACAACCUGUUUCUGGCUAGCACUAACUUUCGGCACAGUCAUCGCCGAUGUGCCACCUGGCGUCCUCCCUCUGCAUCUCAAGCCUGGACUCAGAUUGAUCACAUCGCGAUCAGCUACCGCUGGCGUGGUUGUGUACAAGACUGCUGCUCCUUUUGGAGUACCUAUCUGGACUCUGACCAUGCCUUGGUCUGCGCCAAUCUUGCCUUACUUUUCAGUGGACAACGAAGUGACCGCCAUCAACGGAUUGAUGUUAGCAAGCUGGUUGCAACUUCUGUUGCAAGUAAGUAUCGAACCGAGCUAGCCUCUAGGCUAGCUACCACUCCACCGAAAAGUAUAGAUGAGCAUUGGUUGCAAUUGCAUGACGCCAUGAAAAUGGCGGGAACAGUCAGUUGUGGGUUUGCGAAACGUCCCGCUUUUCAGCACUGGGUUUCUUCUGGUUCCUUACAACUCAUUGAAGCCCGUCGGUCUACUCCGGGUGACCGUGAGUUUGACCAUAAACGAAGGAUGUUACUUAAGGAAAUCGGGCAAAGCUUGCGUAAGGACCGAGAAGCCUGGUGGUCGAUGCGUGCUAAUGAGCUGGAAGCAGCAGCUGCAUCUGAUAGCUACCGGAAGCUCUUCCAACUUAUCCGAGCCACUGGCAGCAAGAAGUCUGGUGUGAGUGAAACAAUCUGCGAGGAUGAUGGGAUGCCAAUCACUAACAUCCAUCGACGUCUUGGACGAUGGGCAGAACUCUUCGAAGGGCAGUUCAACUGGCCUGCUGCUCCGGCAACAUCGGUCAGACUGUCCUGCCCUCCAUGGCCGGUGACGACUGAUCCACCAAAUGAGGAGGAAGUCCGCAAGGAACUCCAACUCUUGAAGCGUUACAAAUCACCUGGCCCAGAUGACUUACCUCCGGCUUUUUUUAAAGAUGGUGGUGACUUUUUGACUAAGGAAUUGACGACGUUGUUUACAAAGGUUUGGGAACUAGAGAGUGUACCAACGUCAUGGAAUGAGUCGAUAGUUGUCCCUAUCUUUAAAAAGGGUUCACGUCGUUCUUGUAACAACUAUCGGGGGAUAAGUUUACUUCCGAUUGCGUCCAAGCUAUUGGCUUCCGUCAUUCUUCGUAGGUUGUUCAAAACCCGAGAAAGAUUGACUCGCGAGGAGCAGGCUGGGUUUCGUUCUGGUCGAGGAUGUAUUGAUCAUAUCUUCACCCUCCGCCAAAUGUUAGAACACCACCAUACUUUUCAAAGGCCAACAAUCGUAGUGUUUCUUGACAUCAGGGCUGCCUUCGAUUCGUUGGACAGGACUGUUCUCUGGGAUUGUCUAUUGAAGAAGGGUGUGCCUGAGAAGUUUAUCAACAUCCUAAAAGCCCUGUAUAAAAACACCUCAGGCAGAGUGAGGGCAUACAACCACCUCUCUCCAUUGUUCCAUUCGAGCAGUGGGGUUAGGCAGGGUUGCCCAAUCUCACCAUUCCUCUUCAACUUUGCCAUCGAUGACAUUCUGGAAACAGCUUUGAUGAAUGUAAGUAAUGGUGGUGUGGAUCUGUUGCCUGGAGAAAGACUUCUCGACCUUGAGUAUGCGGACGAUAUUGUCUUAAUGUGCGAUAAUGCCCAAGGCAUGCAAUCCGCACUUAAUCAGUUGGCAAUCAAUGUCCGUAGGUAUGGUAUGUGCUUUGCACCUUCGAAGUGCAAAGUACUUCUACAAGACUGGCAGGAUUCUAAUCCUGUACUCACCCUGGACGGUGAGCAGAUAGACGUAGUCGAGAAGUUCGUGUAUCUGGGUUAUCAGAUAUGGCUCAGAAUAGAAGCCAGUGGCGAUCCUGCUGUAACCUUUUACUUUCUUCAUAAAAAGUGGUUGUGUCUCCCUUACCUGAAAGAUUUCUUCUGAUUGUACCUCUUCGUCAUUACUCUCUUUUUCUUUUGCGUUUCUUAGUUUUUUUUUCUUUCUACUUCUCUUCGAAUUCCCAUUGUUUUGUGUGGCGCAUAUAUAUUGGCGCUCUCUUGUACCAAUAUUUAUGUGUUCAAAUAAAUAAUAAUAAAUAAAUAAAUUCUAUACACAUUCGUUAAGUAAUUAUUUAUGCCUGUUAACCGUCGGGGAGAAGUAUGUGGAGCCCGUUAUUUUGUCGUCAUUUAUAUCGGACGAUGUCUGUUUACAGGCUCUCCACUUUAGUGGCCCGUGGAUCUGACUCCAGUUAGAUCGUAUGAAUGUUUGUUAUUAAAAAAAUACAUAUAUCGCAUAUUCUCGUAUAUAAUCAUCGACUUAAAUCGCGUUAGUCAAUAACGGAAUUGAAUAAGUCAUAACGAGAAUGGACUUGUGAAUACAUAUAUUUUGUAUAUGAAGCGAAUGGGAUAGAGAGAAGAGAAACGACGCGGAGUGGAGAUGGCGGGUAAGCCAACUUCCCUUUAGUCAAGCGUUAAUCAAUAUUUAUAGGCACACAAAAAUAAGUUACAGACAUGUGAUGAGUAAUGGGAUAGGAAGUGUACACACACCUACGCGCUCAUAUAAAAACAGUCAAGGUUGAUAAGCGAAUAAUUAACAAGGUCAGAAUUUGACUCAAGUAGAAUGAAUAGAUUGGGCUGUCCGAAAGCUAGGAUAAGGUAUAUGGGCUUAACAUAAUAACCGACACUACAAGUUUACUCCGUCCACCAGGAUUCCCCAUCGAAAUCUGUCCUCCUCUCGGAGUGCUUUCAAGUGCCAUUCAUUCUUUUGAUGUCUGCCUCCGGCUUUCGAAACAAUGAUUUUUGGUCUCCCUCUUUUCUGUUUUGAUUUCAGGGCUUGCCUCUUGAUGCAGUUCAAUGAUUUCCUCAAUGUGCCCUAUGCACAUGCAACGUCUUUUAAUAAUUAAAUCUUCAUCUAAGAGCUGGUUUGUUGUCCUCCAUAGUAGUUUGUUGCUGAUAGUGUCUGGCAAACGGAUAUGGCGUAUCCCGAAUAAAAAACAUAUGCAUACAUGUGUAAUAUUUAGGAUUGCUGCAAUGGUUCUCCAGGUUUCAGAUCCGUGCAAUAGAACUAUCUUGUCAUUUCUAUUGAAAAUUCCGACUUUGAUGUUGGUUGACUGUUGUCUUGAUUUUCAUGUGUUCUUAAGUUAUAGGAUUGUUGCUCGUACCUUGUUAGUCCUUACCUUUACAUAUGCAUCAGAUAUUCCCUGUUUGUCGACGAUGCUGCCAAGGUUUGUGAUAGUUUUCACCUCUUUCAGAGCUUAUCAAUCAAAUGUGAUUGCGUUGGUGUUCUCUGUGUUGUAUUUGGGGAGCUUUCUCUUUCCCUUGUGUAUGUUGAGGCCUUCUGCUGCUGAUACACUGUUUGUCUUGACCUGCAUUUGUUGAUGUGUAUGGGAUAGAGGGGCCAGGUAAUCUGCUAAGUCCAAAUCGUCUGGUUGCAUCCAACCUAUCCAUUUUAUUCUGUGGUCCCCAUCAGAUGUGGAUGUCUUCACAACAUCAUCGACCACCAGGAGGAAGCGAAAGGGCGGGAGUGGGCAGCCUUGUCUGACACCGGUUCUCACUUGGAAUGCAUCUGUCAACUGUCCUCCAUGAACGACUUUAUAGUGUAGUUUGUCGUAUGAAUUUCGUAUGAUGUUGACAAUCUUUUCAGCUACUCAAUUCAUAGUGUCGAAGAAGUUUCUAUAAUUUUCUCCUAUUGGCACUGUCAAUUGCUUUCUCAUAAUCAAGGAAGUUGGUGUAUAGUGACGAGUUCGAUGUAAUUGAUUGUUCAACGAUGAUCCGUAGUGUCACUAUUUGGUCUGUGCACAACCGAUCCUUACGGAAUCUGGUUUGUUGAUCUCGAAGUUGGGUGUCUGUUAAAUCUUUCAUACGAUUCAGCAACACUGUUGAAAACCUUUCCUGAUACUGAAACAAGUGUGAUUCCUCUGUAGUUCUCACAUUUGCUCAGAUCUCUUUUUUUUCGUAUCUAUAUGAAAUAUCCUCCUUUCACUUCUAUCGGGACUCUCAUUUUUCCUCCCAAAUCUUAUUGAAUAGAACGUAGAUCGUCUUUUCACUUAUCUCUCUGUCUGACUUUAAGAUGUAAACUUAUGAGUUCAACUGUUUUCCUAUUGUGUACUUUAAGUAUAUAGUCAAUAGACUCUUAUGAGACAUUCAAAAAAUUUUCCUAUUGAUGUUUAGGACUGUAAUUGAGCAGUCCAUUUAUUUAAAUGAUUCUAUGUAUAUAAAAUGAAGAGUAAACAACAACAAAUAAUUGACUUCAUCUUACAAUAUUUAUUAUUCUUGUCUUACAAUAAAAAUGAAGAACUUGUCAUUUUUACAACAUGAUGGGAACAACAUUCGAUGAUUCUUUUUUUGUUUUCUUGAAAGAGAAAAUCUCAAUUUUCAUUAUCAAAUAAAUAAUUUCAAUGAAUAUCUGAUAAAUAAAAGUUGAUGAAUUGAUCUAUCUAUUUGACGAUGUUGUAUAAGUUAUUGAAUCUAUUGUCAAUUGUUUAUUCAUUCAUAAAUGAAUUUUGCUCUGCAAUACUAUUCAAUAAUAAUAAUAAUAAUUCCGAUCGAACUAAAAAAACUCGCCUACGUUACAUUUGUUUAUUAAAAGAAAUUAAUCAUC
Messenger RNA from Schistosoma curassoni, 5844 nucleotides. The record is from the annotation of a GenBank genome assembly. Lineage: Eukaryota; Metazoa; Platyhelminthes; Trematoda; Strigeidida; Schistosomatidae.